Messenger RNA from Pelobates cultripes (western spadefoot toad), 16541 nucleotides. NCBI's taxonomy places the organism in Eukaryota, Metazoa, Chordata, Amphibia, Anura, Pelobatidae. The record is from the annotation of a GenBank genome assembly.
AUGUCAUCACUAAGACGGUAAUGUGGGUAGUAGUGUAUGGGGGAGAGGGUUAGGGAUCUUGUGAAUUGGUGGAGUCAUACACUAACUAUUAGGAAAUCUUAGUUAACAUAUACUGAUUUUUAUUAUAAUAUGCAGUAAAGUCCUUGAGUUUCCUUCAUGUUUUGCAACAUAUAUUUUAUUAUAACUUGGAGUUAGAGACAUUUAGAAAACGACUCCCAUGUACACAGCAUGUUUUAUUAAAUACUGCAAUUGACAUGGUUCUAUUAUUAUUGUUACUUGUUUUCAUAAUAGGCAUUUUGUAUUCGUGUACAAAGGUCCUUUGGUGUCAGUAUGCUAACUUGAGGACAAGUAUCGGUAUUUCAUUAAUCAAGACGUUUUGAAUAAGUACAAAGAUAAAUAUCACAGACAUACUAAGUGAGCCAUAUCCUACAAAAGAUACUUUGUAUCACGUAUAAACUGUUCAAGUAGAAUGUAUGUAUGUUUAGAAAGGAGAAAAAAAGUGACAUAUGCAUGUACAAAACCUGUAUAUAUACACACACAUUUUUCAGAUGUGAAUGGUUUACCUGAUCUACUGACUGACACAUACAUGACAUCUACAUGAGAGCGUGAGUGUGGCGUAUAUGUAGCUUGAUACAUCCACUGUGAACAUAAUGUGAACUUUUAAUCAGCAUGAUGCUCAGCUAGCUUAAAGCUUAAAGCUAGCUGAGCAUCAUGGGAAAUGUAGUCCAGAAACAAUUUAUGGUGUCAAGGUUAGCCAUCACUGGCAUAUGAGGUGCCUACUCUUAAAUGGACUCCCUAACACUAACACUCUCAAGUCACAAGAACAAACUGAUGUGUAGAAUCUGUGUUGUGUAUUGCCAAACAAUGGCAAGGAGCCACCAAACAGAUUAAAACUAAACUUUGGCUAAUGGAAAUCACAGCAAUACUAUGUAGGGCUGCCAUCAGACGUUUUGGGGCUUCGUACACAGCUCAAGGUCUAGGCCCCUGUAUUCUGGGCCAGCGCUACCUGUUAGGUGGACUAGGCAGCCGCCUAGGGCGCCCCUUGGAAAAGGGCGCCGCCAGGAGCGCCGGCCCCCCUCAUGCUGCAGCCGCCCGAGCGCUCUGUAGAGUGCCUCAGGCGGCUGCAGCUUUGCCCGGGCUGGUGCAGCAUGAGAAGAGGGGCUGACAGGAGGGAAGUGCUCAGCGCUCCCUCCUGUCACUCCCUCACUGUAGCGUGGCCGAGCUCUGUAUGGUCCGCGGGAAAAGGGAGCAUCUGUCUCCUGUACCCGGCCGGACUGAGUGUGCACUUCCUUUUAGUCCGGCCGGGUACAGGAAACAAAAGCUCCCUGUACCCGCGGACCAUACAGAGCUCGGCCACGCUACAAACAAGGUAGGGAAGGGGGGAGGGGGGAGAGAAAUAAAUUGACUGGGGGAAAAGAAAUUGACUGGGGAGAAAGAAUAAAUUGACUGGGGGGAGAGAAAUAAAUUGACUGGGGAGGGGGAGGAGAGAAAGAAAUUGACUGGGGAGGAGGAGGGGAGAAGAGAGUGACAAGAGAGGGAGAGGGGGGAGAGAUUGACAUCCAUCACACACACACACAAUCACACAAUGCACCCCUUACACACAAAGACAAUGCACCCCUUGCACACAGAAAAACACAAUGCAUUACACACACACACACACACACAAGCAAUGCAACCCUUACACACAAUGCAUUCCUUACACACACUCAAUGCAUCCCUGACACACACUCAAUGCAUCCCUUACAGACGCACACACUGCAUCCCGUACAUACACAGAAACACACCUUGCAUCCCUUACACAUAAAAACACAGAUUCACACAAUGCAUUCCUUACACACAUAUCAGGACAUCCCCUACACACUCCACCCCCUGUGAACAAACUCAUUGGUGGAACAUGAAGGUGGACCCUGGGACCCAGACCUUGAGCUGUGUAAAGGGCCCCAAAAAAAUGGAGCUGCUUCCCGUUCUCCCAGAACAUUGAUUUUUGUGACCACAGUUACAAACUGCCUCCAGAGAGCCUGUUCUACACCAGACCAGUGGAGCCAGACUGCAGCUAGAGCCCAUCAUCAUCCUCAUCUGGUUGUAAUUAGGCAAUCUAGUAUAUUAUUCGUGGCACUAAUCUCUAAUUUACCUCACAUUAAAGAAACACUAUAGUCCCCAGAACCACUGCAGCUUAAUGUAGUGGUUCUGGUGUCUAUAGCCUGUCCCUGCAGGCCUUUUAACGUAAACAUGGCGGCACUGCAGCACUGGCGUUAGUUAACAUGGCAGAUCAUAUGGGUGGGGCAUUGUGAUGUCACAUGGGGUGGGGGCGGCAAACUUUACUUUUGCCUAGGGCAGCAAAAAUCCUUGCACCAGCCCUGCCUGUAUUCCUAAUACUAUAAUGUUCCUUUAACAUGUUAACAGCUGUCAAUAAACCUUUAAAUCACACAGUAGUCACCAGAACUACAACUUAAUGUAAUUGUUCUAGUAAGUAUAGUCAGUCCCUGCAUGCUUUCUAAUGUAAGCAUUGUCUUUUUAGAGAAAUGGUAGUGUUUAUAUUACUGCCUAGUAACAUCUCUGACAUCUCUAUUGAGUCAAUGCAUCUCUAUGAGGAGAUGCUGAUUACCACAGAGUAGUGUUUUGCUGCACAUGCACAAUAACCUCCCAAAGCUUUCCUUAGAAAAGCAUUAGAUUGGCUGAGAUCAUCAAGAUCAUCAAGAUGGACCAGAAUCAAGCAAUGUCGGCUUCUCCGAACCAGAGACUAGUUUCCAUAGUCUCCCACAACAAACCAGGGCCAUCGUAGUCUCCCCCCUAUUCACUUAGCCAUUCUUCUAAGGGCUGGUUUCCCAGGUACGGCAUCCGCAGCUCUAGCUGUUCCGCUUGGCGCUGGUUGGUGGCCAGGAUUUCUUCACUUCGGAAUGGUCGAAUUUCUGUCAAAGUCCUCCUUCCAGAGAUCAGUGAAAAGCGCCACCCUCCACUCUGUCUCUCUAUCCUCUGGAUAGGGUACUCCAUACUGCGCAGCACAUCCUGUAGUCGCUGCUGGAGUCUGGCGUCGAAGCCGGAUACUGCCCAGCAGUACUUGUUUUCCAUACUGCAGUAGUUCUGGUUUUCCCAAAGGCUAGGAAGCCAUCCCACCGCUUGCCACCAAUUGUAGCGGAGCUCCAUGUACCCAGAUUGGGUACCUCCGCCAAAGACCGCUUCCUAGCUGGAAGAGGGGACAAACCGCUGCACUUCUGCCCACAGUCACUGUGGCUUGACUGGGGCUCUGGAACUGCUCUUUCCUGGAGCCGAAUGGGGAAUUAGCUCUAGACAUCCCCAGGCACUGGAUGUCACUCAGUCCUGGGAGCUCUAGUCCUUACAAGGACUCUCCCCAUUGAAUCCCCUGCAAGCUGGAACAGCAAACACAGGAGUAAAUCUUCUUUCCCUCCAAUAACAGGACGACACACAGUUUUGGAGUGUAAGCUGGAAUAGGAUUUUAAUGGAGGCACACUGGCCUUUAUGCAAGUUUCCCAACAAGGGUGACACCCAGGUAGACCUUGUUGGACACAGGGACGCAAAGUGAACAAACCAAUAAAAACAGAGUCAUACAUGCGAACAAAGGCAGCGGGACCUGGUCGUCGAGUGCAUGGAACUGUUUUGCGGACACUCGACUUCCCGAACACCGGUCCCAAACAGACAAACGCUGGAACUCUAUUUACCGAAUAGCUAGAAGAGCGCUAUUCGGUACUUUGGUGCAUUCGACAGAGGGGCACGAACGCUGCUAGGAGCCAGAGGGAUCCAUUCAGUAUUUUUCUUCGUUUUUAUGUUUUUCGAACGUGACCGGCAAAACCCACCAAAUUCGUGGAACUGUUUUGGGCAUGCAGCCCAGGGUGAGCCGGUCACACAAGACUUCCAUGAAAUUUGGGAACCCCUGAACCGAUCUGGGUGAAAUUCGAAUAUGUUGGUCACCCAGAUCAGGGCUAUCAGGGGACACAUAAUUUAUGGGGAUACCCCCAGUAUAAAGGGGUGUUCUGAAAGUUGGGAAAAAAGUGAUUUUUCAGCCCGGAGAUAAUUAAGUUACUAUUUUAUCAGACUAAAUUAUCUCCUGGGCUAGGGGAGGGAAUUGUAGGUGUGUGUUAACAUUUUACUGUUUGUGAUUGGUUAUUGUUUGUCCCUCCCUGAGGGCUGUCCCCUUGUAUGGGGACUUGCAUAAAAGCUGUGUGCACCCAUUAAAGCUCAGUUCAUUUUGUACCCUUCUUCUUGACUUCGGCUGCUGUUUGGAGAUUUGUGUGUUUCACUAAGGGAAUUAUCUUGUGAAGCUAUUGUAAUUACUAUAGGAUUCGUCUACCCUAUCUACCGAACGGAGGGCUAUAAUCACUAAGGCUCUGGCGGUUCGGGAGGAAACUACCGAAUGAGGUUGGAAUAUACUUGGUUUCCUUACAGUAUGAAAGUAGGAUAUGGCUUUUAUCCCGUACUUUCAUAUUUUAUUUUUUUGCCUUCAACCCCCUAAUUAGGUGUCUGAAUCCUAAAGUGGCUAGUAGCAUUCAACCACCAUUGUAUUUUAUUUAUUUAUUUAUUAGGGAUAACCUGCAAAAUUAGGAUGAUUUGUUCAGUUUAUGUAUGUAUAUGUUUGUUGUUUUUGGGUUUGUUUUGGUUUUUGGUUACAUUAGAUUUUGUUUUUGUGUUAUUUUUUUUGUUGUUGUUGCUACAAGCUUCAUAAAUAUGUAUGCAAUAGAGAUUAAAACUAAACUACAGGACUGCUGUUGCUCCAACAUUUUAAGCACAAAGCUUAGAGAUAAAUAUGGAUUUAGAAAUUAGGGCAAAUAGCGUUACAUUAUAUUAAAGAACCACUAUAGUGCCAGGAAAACAUACUCGUUUUCUUGGCACUAUAAUAUUAAUAGGUCCCCCCACCGUCACGGCCCCCCUCCCGCCGGGCUGCAGUGUGAGGAAGGGGUAAAUCACUUACCUUUCUCCAGUGCCGGGCUCCCUCAGUGCUGGGGAAUCUCCUCCUUCUUUUGCAGUCAUCUGCUGAAUGCGCGUGCGCGGUAAGAGCUGCGCACGCAUUGUCAGUCCAUAGGAAAGCAUCUACUCACUAUGAAAAUCACAGUGAGAAGCGCGGAUGCGCCUCUAGCGGCUGUCAAUGAGACAGCCACUAGAGGCUGGAUUAACCCUAAUGUAAACAUAGCAGUUUCUCUGACGUUGCUAUGUUUACAGCAGGCAGGGUUAACCCUUGAUGGACCUAGCACCCAGACCACUUCAUUAAGCUGAAGUGGUCUGGGUGCCUAUAGUGGUCCUUUAAUUUUAAUGGCUCAUCACUUCAACAUUUAAUGUGAAUGGCCUCAAUACUCCCCAGAACGGGAGACUGCUGUUCCAGCAAUUGCGCAAAUCUCAGGUGGUGGUUGCGUGCCUGCAGAAAACACACUUUAGCGCUGAGAGACCCCCUGCUCUCACCUAGCCUAGAUAUCCGAUUGCUUUUUAUACAUAUGCUCAGAACAAAACAAAGGGAGUGAGUACAUUAUUCCAUGCAGUUUGGCCAUUUAAAUGCGACAGGGAAUAUAAAGAUAAGGAAGGUAAGGAGGUUUAAAAGAAACUGGAAAAUCUGGAAUUACAGGUAAUGGCGGAACGCAACCUGAGAAAAUCGAAAUUUAAAUAUUAUACACAGGGUUAUAAAGAGAGCAAAUUAUUUGCGUCCCAACUUAAACAGAAAUUAACUCAAACAAAAUUACCCUAUUUGAUAAAUUCAGAAGGGGCUAAAGUGAUAGACCCAACCCAAAUUGUUAACGAAUUAGCCUCAUAUUAUGAACAUGUUAUAUAAUUUAAGCACCAGGCUCAGAUGGGUUUUCCAAUUAUUAUUUUUAAUUUGUAAAGGAAUUGAUUCCAAAACUCUUUAACAGCAUUCUAGAUUCAGGUGAGGUGCACCCGGAAACGUUGGUAUAUAUAUAUAUAUAUAUAUAAAUAAUACAAAAUAUACAUGUCCAUAUACAAAAUUACAUAAAUUAUUCUAUAAAUAUACACGUAGACUUCAAAAAUAUAUAUAUAUGCAUAUACAUUUAAAUUCUACGUGCGUAUUUAUGUAAUAUUUUUACAUAAUUAAGUAAUUUUAUUGAUUGCAAUUUGAGGGACCUGCCUGACAACCCAGGCCGAAAGUCCAGAGAAUUUAAUUUGCUAGCAAUGUAUUUUACCCUGUAACUUUCUAUGACACCCUAAGACCUGUACGUGGGGGUACUGUUUUACUCGGGAGACUUCGCUGAACACAAAUAUUAGUGAUUCAAAACAGUAAAACAUAUCACAGCGAUGAUAUUGUCAGUGAAAUUUUUCACACACAAACAGCAAUUUACUGAUAAUAUAAUUGUUGUGAUACGUUUUACUGUUUUGAAACACUAAUAUUUGUGAUCAGCAAAGUCUCCCGAGUAUAACAGUACACCCAUGUACAGGUUUUAUAGCCUUUGUGAAAGUUACAUGGUCAAAUAUAACGGUCAAAUAUUUUUACAUUGAAAAUUGCCAGGUUGGUUACUUUGCUUUUGAGAGUGUAUGGUAGCCCAGGAAUGAGAAUUACCCCCAUGAUGGCAUACUAUUUGCAAAAGAAGACAACCUAAUGUAUUGUAAAUGGGGCAUGUCCAGUCUUUUUUUAGUAGCCACUAGUAGUCACAAACACUGGCCAAAAUUAGCGUUCAAUUUAGUUUUUUAACUUUUUUUCACACACAAACAAAUAUGAAUGCUAACUUUGGCCAGUGGUUGUGACCAAGUGGCUAAUAAAAAAGACUGGACAUACCCCAUAUUGAAUACUCUGGGUUGUCUGCUUUAAAAAAAUAUGUACAUGUGGGGUGUGAUUCAGAGAUUUAUGACAGAUAAUAGUGUUACAAUGUCACUAUUGAUACAUUUUAAAAAUAAAUAUUUUGAAACAGCAAUUUCCUAUAUGUACUUAUAGCCCUUUAACUUGCAAAAAAGCAUGUAAACACUGGGUGUUUUUAAACUCAGGACAAAAUUUUUAAUCUAUUUAGCAGUUUUUUUCAUUAGCUUUCGUAGGUAAGUAAAAGAUUUUUCAAGCAAAAGUCAAAAAACAUGUUUGUUCUUUUUCAAUUUUUCACCAUAUUUUAUUUUAUUUUUAAAAGUAAAUUAUAUGACAUGAUACAAAUAAUGGUAUGUAAAGAAAGCCCUUUUUGUCCUGAAAAAAAACCAAUAUAUAACUUGUAUGUGAACAGUAAAUGAGCGAGAGGAAAAUUACAGCUAAACACAAACACCACAAAAGUGUUAAAAGAGCCCUGGUCCUUAACAUACAACAUCGCAAAAACAGGCCGGACCUGAAGGGGUUAAUCGAAGAUCCAUAUCACUGCUUAAUGCAGAUAUAAAAUUGUUUGAAAAAGCUAUGGCACUCAGAUUGAAACCACUAUUUGAUAGGGGCAGAAUAAGUAGGUUUUCUGCCAGAUAGACAGGUGGGGGACAAUUCCUGUAGAUUUAUAGAUAUAUUGGAAAUAAUGAAAAGACAAAAAACUGAGGUACUAUUGAUGGCACUUGACGCGGAAAAAGCGUUUGAUAGUCUACAUUGGCAAUAUAUGGGGAAGGUGCUGGAUAUAUUCCAACUCCCAAAUAAAUUUUAAGUAUUCUUUCCCUAUAUACAAGCCUAACAGCCAGAGUUAUAAACUCAGGAUUUUUGUCAAGAACGGUCUGCCUCUCUUACGAUACGAGACAGAGUUGCCCCCUCUCUAUUCAUUUUUAUCAUGACCCUUGACCCCUUAGCAUAUAAGAUAAAUAAGCGAGACACUUAUAUGGGACACCAAAAAGUGGUUUUAUUUGCAGAUGAUGUCUUGAUAAUACUAACAAAUCCAUAUAAGGUAAUAUUGCCACUGAUGGAUUUACUGAAGGAAUAUGGCACAGUGUCAUAUUAUAAAAACAAUAUUGUCAAAACCCAAGCUUUACCUAUAAAUAUGCAACAGUCAACUGUUCGGAGGCUGGAAGCUGAAUACUCUUUUGAGGGGAGAAAGAAUUCCAUAAAAUAUCUGUGGAUCCAGCUUUCAGCUUCAAAGCAGGUUAUGAUUAAAAAUAACCAUAGCAAACACUACUACCAGAUGUACAAGAUGCAUUAAAGCGCUGGAAUAAGGGCACUACCUCAUGGGUUGAAUGGAUUAAAUGUGCAUAUCUUAUUUUUGAACUAUACCAAUAAUGAUCCCUAAAUCAAUUUAUAACAAAUUUUCAGACAACUAUAAAUGCACAUAUAUGGAAACUUAAACCCCCAAGGAUAUCACUGAACACAAUGACCUGUAAAACCGAGGGUGGGUUGGGAGUACCGCAUAUCCAGAAAUAUUAUACAGCAUCUAUACUGGCACAAACAGCGGCACUAAUAGACAAGACUACCAUACCAUUAUGGCAUACAUUUAGAACAAUCCAUUGUCCCACACAAUGAGAUAUUGGACAUUAUCUAGAUAACGCAUCGUGCUCAUCAUGACAAACUUAAAGGGAAACUAUAGUCACCAGAACAACUACAGCUUAUUGAAUUUGUUCUGGUGAGUAGAAUCAUUACCUUCAGGCUUUUUGCUGUAAACACUGUAUUUUCAGAGAAAAUUAAAUGUUUACAUUACAGCCUAGUGAUAACUUCACUGGCCACUCCUCAGAUAGCUGUUAGAGAUCCUUCCUGGGUCAUGGCUGCCUAAAAUGCAUCCAAAUAUUCAGUAUCUCCUCCUUCUGCAUGCAGACACUGAACUUUCCUCAUAAAGAUUCAUUGAUUCAAUUCAUCUCUAUGAGGAGAUGCUGAUUGGCCAGGGGUGUGUUUGAAUCAUGCUGGCUCUACCCCUGAUCUGCCUCCUUGUCAGUUUCAGCCAAUCCUAUGGGGAAGCACUGUGAUUGGAUCAGGCCACCACUUCUGCUGAUGUUAGUAGACAGCUUGUUUUUCUGAGGCAAACAGCAUGCAGAGCUACAGCUUCAGGCUUAAAUACAGUAAGAUUUUGCUAUAUUUAUGAAGGCAUGAGUGGCCCAGGGGGGCUAGAUGGUAGUUUUAACACUAUAGGGUCAGGAAUAUAUGGUUUGUGUUCCUGACCCUAUAGUGAUCCUUUCAUUUUCUAUCCACCACACACAUUUCUUUGCAAAUGUGGAGGAAUUGGCCCCCUAAACUUCUGGGAAAAGGCAAUUAUUCUUACUAUGCAACCUUGCAAAGUUUAAUUUAUUACACAAAAUAUGUAAAUAUAUCAACAUGGAGAAACAAAGGGAUAACAAAAGUGCAACAUUUAAUAAUACGUACAGAUAUUUAUCAAUUCCCAGAUAUACAAACUAAAUACGAUCUUCAUAAUAGGGAGUUGUAUACAUACUUUAGGGUGAAACACAUCUUAAUGAAACUUCAAGUGGUAGAGGUGGAAAGCUCCAAGGUGAAUGAAUUUGGGAAGUUAUGUUUAGGGGGACGAUCCCCAGCUAGGCCUCUUUCAAUAUGCUUUAGAGGAAUAUUAAACGUGGCAAAACCCAUUAAAAUGCCUUUUAUGAUACAAUGGGAGAAGGAAUUAAAUAAUGAAUGGUAUAGGGCUACGAGACUGAUUAAGGUUGCCACAUACAACACACAGAAGCAACGCAUAAAAUGUGGCUAUGAUGGUACAUGACACCCCAAAAACUGGCACGAAUAUACACUGGGAAUAUAGGGACUUGUUGGAGGUGUGGGGAAGUGGAAGGAUCUAUGGCCCAUAUAUUCUGGUAUUGUAAAAUGAUUACUGUCUAUGGAAACAUAUCCAACAACUGAUAUUUAAUGUCACAAAUAUAUUGAUGCCCCUUCAACCAGAAAUGUACUUGCUACAUAUUAUGCCAGAGAGGAUACUUGUGCAGGAAACUGCGAUGAUAAUACAUAUUUUAAUGGCCACAAAAAAUGCUAUAGCUAGCUUAUGGAAAACCACACAAGAGCCAUCAUUACGCAUAAUAAGGGAAAAUAUUUCUAAUACUAAAACCUGCGAGGAGAUGGCAAACAAGAUAUCAACAAGAUAUAGAUGUGUCAUUCAUAUUUUUAUUUGUAUCUUUGCAUUUUUUUUCCUACCAUUUUGGACUUCUUAUUCACUAUUUUUUUUCUAGCCUUUCAUGGACUUAUAUCAUAUUAUCCCAUUAUAGUUAUUGUGGACUUAUUACUUUAUAUUUUUUUUAUGCCAUUUCUGGAUUUACCUUUUUAUGAUAUUAUCUGAGUUGGGUUUUAUAUUCCUAUACUAUGAGUAUUACUAUCAAUAUUAAUUAUUGGUUAUCUGUAAGUUUACUGUAGCUCCUGGUAUCUUCAUUCUAAGUAAGUGAUAUUUGUGAUUUUAGAGGACUGGUGACCCUCUUUCCCGUUUUCAAGCUACUUUCUCUCAGGGUUUUUGUUUUUUUUAAAAUCUACUCCUACUCCCUUUACGAUUUAACCUGACAAUUCAGUACUGUGUUUCUGUAAGACAUUCUUGCAUGUACUUUUUUACUAUAUUGUUGCGAUUUUGUUUUCACCUCUACUAUGUGAUCAAUUCACGUAUGCACUACACAAAUCACAUGACAAUUAAUUAUGCUUGCUGGGCAUGACAGUAAGUAUCAUGAGCAUGUCAAGAUUUGCCUUGCAAUUAUAUUUGUCUGUGCAUGCCUAGGCAUGGGAGGGGGGGGAUUUGUGCAAGCAGAUUGUGCUAGGAGGAGUGGCAGCCAAACAAAUUGCAAGGCCUUCAGAUUAUAGCUGAGCAUGGUGUAGUAACCAUAUUGUGUUUUCUUUGUACCUUUCCUGUUCAAUCCAGAAGAGCCCAGACGGUAAAUAUCAGUGUAACAUUUAAAAUAUCUAUGGACUGCAUAUAUAAGUAGUAGCAAUGUUUUUGUAUUUGGGUUUCUUAUUAAAACCACAUCCACCACAUUUUUUAAUAGUAAAAAGGUGACCAAACGUCUACAUUUUGCUAAAGAUGAAAUUAAAUCACAGCUUGCAUUCUUUUGCAGGAUGCAAAUAAGCAAAUUCCUACUGGGUCAGAUAUCUGCCAAAUUGUGUACAUUCCAUGGGUAGCAAGAGUGCCCUGUUUCCAGCCAUGACCAAUGCAGCAGACUCUCAGCAACAGGCGGUACUGGAAGAACUGAAGAUGCCCUUCUCUCGUGCAAUGAUUGGAAACUUUUUCCAGGAAAGGCCAAAAUUGGGGAACCAGUUUCUUGAGGAUGCCAUGCUCCAAAGCUAUCUGAAAAGGCAUCUUCCUCCAGUGGUAGGCACUGCCAACAUUUUUUUUAAAUAACACACAUUAAUUACAUAUUCUGUGUGCAUACCACAACACUUCAAAUGGACAAUAAAAGGGAACUUUUUUUUAAAAGGCUAGUUGAGAACAUUGUAUGUGAUUUCCUCACCUAUUGAUACACAUUUAUGCAAAAUUAAUAAGUAAUUUAAAAGAAGACCAAAUUGUAUUAUAUAAACUAAUUUCUAAACACCGUACACAGUGUAAAUCGUUAAAAAAAAUUCAGGCUUGGGUUAUUUAUUACAAAUGUACAAACAUUUGAUACAAUAUAGCAAAUCAAGUGAAAGAUACAUGGAAACUGUAUGAAUAAGUUAUUAUUAUUAUUAUGAUAUUUAUAUAGAGCCAUCAAAUUCCGCAGCGCUUUACAAUGGGUGGACAAACAGAAAUGUGACAGGUUGGACACACAGGAACAGAGAGGUUGAGGGCCCUGCUUAAUGAGCUUACAUGCUAAAGGGAGUGGGGUAAAAUGACACAAAAAGGUAAGGAUAGUAUUAGAUUAGUGACAGUUGCAGAAGAGGAAUCAGUCAGGAGCUAUUAACAGUUUAAUUGAUACGCUUUUAUGAAGAAGUGGGUUUUUAAUGAUUUUUUUGAAGGAAUGGAGACUGGGUGAGCAUCUAACGGAGGAGGGAAGCGAGUUCCACAGGAACGGUGCAGCCCUCGAGAAAUCUUGAAGGCGAGCAUCAGAGGUGGGAGUACGGACAGAAGAUAGACGUAAGUCUUCAGCAGAUCGUAAGGGCCUAGACGGGACAUACUUGUGUAUAAGGGAGGAUAGAUAGGUGGGAGCAGCAUUAUGUAGAGAUUUGAAAGCAAGAACCAGAAUUUUAAAUUGAGCUCUAUAUUUUAUCGGCAGCCAAUGUAGGGACUGACAGAAGGGUGAGGCAUGGGAGGUGCGGAUGGACAGGAAGAUGAGCCUCGCCGCCGCAUUCAUUAUGGACUGUAACGGCGCAAGUUGGGAGCACGUAAGACCACUGAGAAGCGGAUUACAGUAGUCAAGGCGAGAAAGGACAGUGGAAUGGACCAACACCAUAGUCGUAUCUAGCGUUAAGUAGGGGCGGAUGCCCGCAAUGUUUUUGAGAUGGAAAUGACAGGAUUUGGCAAUAGAUUGAACAUGAGGCUUGAAGGAGAGGUCGGAGUCAAAGAGAACAUCUAGGCUUGCGUGGUGGAGCUGAUGGUAGCACCGUUGACUUGGAGGGAGACAGAUACAGGAGUAACAACACUUGAGGGAGGAAAGACCAGAAUUUCAGUUUUGGUCAAGUUUAGUUUAAGGAAGUGGGUAGCCAUCCAGUUAGAAAUAGCAGAGAGGCAGUCAGAUACACUAGUCAAGAGGGACGGGGAGAGAUCAGGAGAGGACAGGUAGAUUUGCGUGUCAUCUGCAUAGAAAUGAUAUUGGAAGCCAAAGGAGCUAAUGAGUUUACCAAGGGAGGCAGUAUAGAUGGAGAAUAGUAGGGGACCAAGGACUGAACCUUGGGGGACACCAACAGAGAGGAGUUGGGGAGAAGAAGCAGAGCCAGAGAAAGAAACACUGAAAGAGCGCUGGGAGAGGUAGGAGGAGCACCAGGAGAGAGCAAUAUCUUGUAGACCGAUAUUGCGGAGGAUAAGAAGAAGCUGUUGAUGAUCAACAGUGUCUAAAGCCGCAUACAGGUCAAGGAGAAUUAGGAUAGAGUAGUGACCACAAGAUUUUGCAGCGAGUAGAUCAUUGGAUACUUUGGUCAGUGCAGUUUCCACAGAGUGCUUAGCGUGGAAACCAGACUGAAGCGGGUCUAGCAGAGAGUUGGACUCGAGGAAGUCUGUCAAUCUCGCAUACACAAUUCUUUCAAGGAUCCUGGAUGCAAAAGGCAGUAGCGAGAGGACGAUAGUUGGAUGGGGAGUUAGGGUCAAGAUUGGACUAAUUUAGAAUUGGGGUUACAGUUGCAUGUUUGAAGGAGCGAUGUAAAUAUACCAGAGGAGAGAGAGAGAUUGAGAAUUUUAGUGAGAGGUGGAGAAAGAGAAGAAGCCAGAGUGCGGAUGAGAUGCAAGGGAAUUGGAUCUAGGGAGCAGGUGGUGGGGCGGGAGGACUGGAGCAGAGCAGAAACGUCAAGUGGCAGAGGUGCGAAUGAACAUAGAACAGCAGAGGGAGUGAAGUUAGGGGAAGUAUUGUAAGAGGAAGAAGAAAGAUGAGAGAUCUCUUCUCUGAUUGUAGAGAUCUUGUCAGUGAAGUGAGUUGCAAAGUGUGAGGCGGUCAAGUUAGUAGGUGGAGGAGGAACAGCAGGGCGAAGAAGAGAGUUAAAUGUGUGAAAUAGUCGUUUGGGUUCGCGGGAGAGUGUGGUUAUGAAGGUAUUGAAGUAAUUAACUUUUGCAGAGGAAAGAGCCAAGCUGUAUGAGCUCAGCAUAAAUUUAUAGUGGAGAAAGUCAGAUGCACAGUGAGACUUUCUCCAACAGCAUUCAGCAGAUCAGUUCAGUAUUAUAGAGUAAAAUGCCCCAAAAUUAAAGAAAUAAUAAAAUCAAGCCCAUUGAGAAGGACAAGAAUAGGGCAGGCUAAAAACAUUUUAUAUAUCCUGUUAACUUACAAUUAUAUUGUUUUUUGUGAGGGGUGGGUUUGACUUCCUGGCGCCUAAAAUAAUGCACAUAGUGUAUAGCAUGAGCUGCUACAGCACUAGUGUUCAAACAGCACAUGUAUAGAAUAUAACUGAGUGACAAUAUGACACUCGGCCAACACCAGGGUUUUAUUUGAGCUCUCAACAAUGAUUCUUACCCCUCCACAAUUUGGUCAAUGUUAAGUAUUCCAAAUAAGAUAUCCAAAUAAUAUAUAGUAAAAAAAUUAAAUAUAGUGUGACUCUGUGGAUAUGUGAAUAGUGAGGGGGAAUUAAAAUUGGCACACUCACAGGGAUAGAGUAGUAGUAGUAGUAUUUAUAUAUCGUCAACUAAUUCCACAGCACUUUACAAUAUUAUGAACGGGGAAAUGGAUAGGCUCAAAUAACAAUGUCUUAAGAUGACAUUCUAUCUCUUCAUUUCUCAGAAGUUAAUAUCUCAGUAAAAAGAAACCGAAUACAACCAAUGGUGUGUUAUCAUAAACAAGGGAGUCAAUAUGCACAAAUACAAAUGUGCGGCUCACCUUGUUUAGAGCUCAAAAGACCAGGCUCUAGGUAUAGUCAGCAGAUAUGACCGUAAGGAGGCACCGCCUCAUUGUGUAGUUGGACCAGGCUGAAAGGAGGAUCCAUUGACCUCAACAUUUAAUGUAAAUCUAUUGAUAACUAAAAGAACUACAACGAUGUAUUAAUCCAAAUGACCAUUAAAAAGUGAAAAGUCUGCUGGAACUCCGCUCUGAAAUGCAUGUCAUAAUCCAGCAGUUUUUUCAAUUUUAGAUCCCCUGCACUCAUGCAAUCAACUGCAUAGAUUAUCUAUCUAUAAUUAUCCAAUAUGUAUAGCCAAGUGUUAGAUUGAAGCAGGUUUCCAGUAUAAGGCAGAUGGCAUCUAAGAGAUGUAUGCGCCUACAUCCAAGCUAUCAAACACCAACACAACCUGCAAUCUAACACAGAUAUUAUACCCAAACACACCUCUGCAUUCAAACUCCAAAAUUAUAUACAUGCACACAAAUGUACAUCUGCAUUUCAAAUCCAACAUUACAUUUAAACACACCAGUGAAAUCAAACACAAACAAUACAUACAAACACCCCUUAAUUCAAACACCAACACUACACACAAAAGCACACCUGCAUUUAAAAGCCAACACUACAUACAAACACAACCUUGCAUUCAAAUGCAAACCCUACACACAUGUACACCUCUGCAUUCCAAAGGCAACAGUACAUGCAAAUACACCCUUACAUGCACACAUAUAUUGUCUAUACAAAUACAUGCUUGCAUUUAAACGCAUAAAAACAACCCUGCAAGGAUGGGCAAAUGGUAGAUUCUCACCUGGCUUUUGCUAGGUGAGAAUUUCUAGGAAUGCCUGACCGGUUUCAGUUUCUGUUAUAUCUGUACAGGGAUGAAUGGAGGACGCAGUAGCAGAGAGAGCUUUUUUUUUAUUUAUUUAAAAUCUUUCCUGAAACCAACAGAUUUCUACAGAGAUAGAUAUAGAGAUAGAGAUAUAUAGAUUUUUUUUAUUUUUUAUAAAUGUGACCAUGAAGCAUUGCUUUCAGAUUUCAAAACAUUAACCUUCAAAUGUACUAAAUUAAAUGCAUUCGUGGAGCAUCCAGACUAGUGCAAUCUGCACAAUCAGCAGCAACUCUAAUACUUGAUGAAGCUUUACUUCCUUACUGAAUAUUGUGUAGUUUGCAGUUUAGUAUUUUCCUCAUUAAUUGCCAAAAGUUUAUUUAAACAUUGGGCAAUGAAAGGUAGAAAAUAAUGGCGACUACCUUAGAAUCUGUACCUUUUCUAACUGUGCAUCAAUAAUGUGGCAUGGCAACUGGGUUAAUGUAAUAUACAUCAAAUAUAUUGCACCCUGAACAGAUCAUUCACAUAUAACCUGUGUUCCCUAUUAAGGGUUAAUAAGUAUAUAGGUUAAAUAAAAAUACCCCUCUGUCUCAUUAGACUUUUUUUUUUCCUGAGGCAAGAAAGGUGAAUUGUUAGUGUAAAAAAAGAGGUUUGCCUUGACAUGGCAGGUGGGCUUGCAUUUAAUGGCCAUUGGAGUUACUAAAUAACCUCCAUUUGUUUAAAGGGACACUAUAGUCACCAGAACAACUACAGCUUAUUGAACUUGUUCUGGUGAGUAGAAUCAUUACCUUCAGGAUUUUAGCUGUAAACACUGUCUUUUCAGAGAAAAUGCAGUGUUUACGUUACAGCCUAGUGAUAACUUCACUGGCCACUCCUCAGAUGUUAGAGAUCCUUCCUGGGCCAUGGCUGCCUAAAAUGCAUCCAUUUUUUUGAGGCAAACAGCAUCUACAGCUUCAGGCUUGAAUACAGUAAGAUGUUGCUAUAUUUAUGGAGGCAUGAGGGGCCCAGGGGGCUAGAUGGUGGUUUUAACACUAUAGGGUCAGGAAUAAAUGUUUGUGUUCCUGACCCUAUAGUGAUCCUUUAAUUAUGCGUAGGGAUUUGUAAUAGUGUGCAAGUAACUUUUUUCUUUUUCUCUUUGGAUUUUAUUGUAAGUGUGCUAUGGUCGUUGCUGCCGCCUAUGAGUAGUGAAAGUUUGAGCACAGGACUUAUUUUUGUGUAUACAUAUAACCUGUGGCGUUCCCUUUGCAGGUGUUGGAGGAAGUAAGUCAAGAUCUUGAUCGUUUUAGCCAACGUUUAGUGGAGGAAAUUGAUGCAUUGGGACGAGAAUGUGAACUGAAUCCCCCAAAGUUGCAGCAGUAUGAUGCUUGGGGUCGAAGGGUGGAUGAUAUUGUUACUUGUUCGGCCUGGAAAAGAAUGAAAAAUAUUUCAGCAGAAGAAGGCCUUAUAGCUGAAGCCUAUGAAAGGAAAUACUCCAGCUGGAGGUAA